Malassezia restricta is the source of this 1647-nucleotide messenger RNA. Its product is annotated as G2 mitotic-specific protein. Gene Ontology annotation, molecular function: cyclin-dependent protein serine/threonine kinase regulator activity. Bases 1 to 1647 code for a protein of 548 amino acids. The record is from RefSeq and is a predicted model, not a curated record. NCBI's taxonomy places the organism in Eukaryota, Fungi, Basidiomycota, Malasseziomycetes, Malasseziales, Malasseziaceae. Gene Ontology annotation, cellular component: nucleus; cyclin-dependent protein kinase holoenzyme complex; cytoplasm. Gene Ontology annotation, biological process: G2/M transition of mitotic cell cycle; regulation of cyclin-dependent protein serine/threonine kinase activity. The transcript has a single exon.
AUGGACCAUUCGUGCCAGUUUGGUGCACGGCCGCUACACCUCAUCGGACAGCCGCCCUCGCUCAAGUUGCCACCGACCAAGGUGCAGCAGCAUGGCGGCCAGAGGGCGCCGCGCCCCGCCCUCGUUGAUGUGAGCAACAGGGAACCAUAUCGUCCUUCGCAUGUACCAGGCCAGCAUGUCAUGCACCCGCAUUUUCGGCCUCCGCUCACCAAGCCAGCAUCGACAGCUCCGCUCGCUGCACGUCCCGCCACGCAGCCGCCUGCCCCCGCACCACGACCCGCACCACCCGUUGCUCGUGCCGCGCCACCUGUCGCUUUGGUGCCGCCUGUGUCGACUACCCUGUCGGCACCACUGCCCGCACCCGUCGCCCUUCCUCUCGCGCCCCCGAUUGCUCUGCCCGUUCGGGCCACGUCGAGCGACGUCUCGAUGAGUACUGAUACCUCUACUUAUGCGCCAGGCGCGGCGUCUGUGGCCGAUACCUCCCGCUCCCCCGACGAGCUUGUUUCGCCAUCGCGCCUAUCCUCGCGGAGCGGACAAUCGGAAGACAGCGAACUACUCGCCGAGCUGGAAAUGGACCUCGACCCGGCCGGCAUCGUGACGCUGACGCUCGAGCACGAUAUUGUCGAGCAGCGCCGCAUGCUCGAUAUGUGUGACCGCUUCGAAAUACAGGUCCUCGUGCCGCAGGCGCUCGCUGCGCAGGCCGAGCGCCAGGAUCUCGUGCGGCAUGGCCAGCUCAGUGCGCAGGCCGCAGCGCAUGAUGAUGAGAUGAUGCGUCUUGGACUGGAUACAGAGGAGGCGCGCGAUAUCUCCAUGGUCGCCGAAUACGCACAGGAUAUUUUUGACUACAUGGCGUGCAUGGAGCGUGAAUCCAUGGCCAAUCCCAGCUAUAUGGACUUUCAGGACGAAGUGCAGUGGCAUAUGCGCGCCACACUCAUUGACUGGCUCCUGCAGGUACACAUGCGCUACCACAUGCUGCCUGAGACGCUGUGGAUCGCCGUGAAUCUGAUUGACCGGUUCCUCAGCGCUAGGAUUGUGAGUCUCGCCAAGCUCCAGCUCGUGGGUGUGACGGCCAUGUUUAUUGCCGCCAAGUAUGAGGAGAUUAUCGCGCCGAGUGUCGAAGAGUUUGUCUACAUGACAGAUGGCGGCUACUCUCGCGAAGAGAUUCUCAAGGGCGAGCGCAUUGUGCUAUCGACGCUCGAUUUUAACAUCUCAACAUAUUGCUCGCCCUAUUCGUGGGUCCGCCGCAUCUCGAAGGCCGACGACUAUGACAUUCAAACCCGCACGCUAUGCAAAUGCUUAAUGGAAGUCACGCUCCUCAACCAUCUGUUUCUUCGUCUACGCCCAAGUAUGAUCGCUGCGAUCGGUAUGUUUUUGGCCAAGCGCAUGCUCGGUGGUAUUUGGGACGAUGCCUUCGUUUAUUACUCUCGCUUUACCGAGGCCCAGCUGCUGCCUGGCGCCAACCUGCUCCUCGAGAAACUCAUGGAGCCCGGCUUUGAGGAGCAAUUUGUCUACAAAAAAUACGCCAGCAAAAAGUUCCUCAAGGCCAGCAUUUACGCACGCAACUGGGCUCUUCGCCACCGCGGCCCGCUGGGACCCGCCGUGCCAGCCGCCGUGCCCGUCGCGUCAGAGUCAGAGUCGUCGCACUAG